Nyctereutes procyonoides (raccoon dog) is the source of this 3317-nucleotide messenger RNA. It is a transcript of the gene PACSIN2, whose product is annotated as protein kinase C and casein kinase substrate in neurons 2. The record is from RefSeq and is a predicted model, not a curated record. Gene Ontology annotation, molecular function: phospholipid binding; protein binding. Lineage: Eukaryota; Metazoa; Chordata; Mammalia; Carnivora; Canidae. Gene Ontology annotation, biological process: actin cytoskeleton organization; regulation of endocytosis; caveola assembly. Bases 180 to 1640 code for a protein of 486 amino acids. The transcript has 11 exons. Gene Ontology annotation, cellular component: endosome; cytoplasm; plasma membrane.
CUGGGAGCUGGAGGUCAGACAUACCAGCAGGGUCGGAAGGAGGCAGGUACGGAAGCUGAUCUGCAAAGUGAGGCAGUGAAGCUGGCGUUUGACAGCAAAACGUUUGUCUGCGGAUUUUGAGCAUCUGAAGUUGACCUCUGCUUUAAGCAUUUGCUGCUGCUCCCUUACUGCCUGAAGAGAUGUCUGUCGCUUAUGAUGAUUCCGUUGGAGUAGAAGUGUCCAGUGAUAGCUUCUGGGAGGUUGGGAACUACAAGCGGACCGUGAAGCGGAUAGACGAUGGCCACCGCCUGUGCAGCGACCUUAUGAACUGCCUGCACGAGCGGGCACGCAUUGAGAAGGCCUACGCACAGCAGCUCACGGAGUGGGCGCGGCGCUGGAGGCAGCUCGUCGAGAAGGGGCCCCAGUAUGGGACGUUGGAGAAGGCCUGGACGGCUCUCAUGUCCGAGGCGGAGAGGGUGAGCGAGCUGCACCUAGAGGUGAAAGCCUCGCUGAUGAACGAGGACUUCGAGAAGAUCAAGAACUGGCAGAAGGAAGCCUUUCACAAGCAGAUGAUGGGAGGCUUCAAGGAGACCAAAGAAGCCGAGGACGGCUUUCGGAAGGCACAGAAGCCCUGGGCCAAGAAGCUGAAAGAGGUAGAGGCAGCAAAGAAGGCCUACCAUGCAGCAUGCAAAGAGGAGAAGUUGGCCACAUCACGAGAAACCAAUAGCAAAGCAGACCCAUCCCUCAACCCUGAGCAGCUCAAGAAGUUGCAAGACAAAGUAGAAAAAUGCAAGCAAGACGUUCUUAAGACCAAAGAGAAAUAUGAGAAGUCCCUGAAGGAGCUUGAUCAGAGCACGCCACAGUACAUGGAGAACAUGGAGCAGGUGUUUGAGCAGUGCCAGCAGUUUGAGGAAAAGCGUCUGCGCUUCUUCCGGGAAGUUCUGCUGGAGGUUCAAAAGCACCUAGACUUGUCAAAUGUGGCCAGCUACAAGAACAUUUACCGUGACCUGGAGCAGAGCAUUAAAGCUGCUGACGCAGUGGAGGACCUGAGGUGGUUCAGAGCCAACCACGGGCCAGGCAUGUCCAUGAACUGGCCACAGUUUGAGGAGUGGUCCGCAGACCUGAAUCGAACUCUCAGCCGAAGAGAGAAGAAGAAGCCUGCUGAUGGCGUCACCCUGACCGGCAUCAACCAGACGGGCGACCAGGCUCUGCAGAACAAGCCCAGCAGUGACCUUAGUGUCCCGAGCAACCCCGCACGGUCAGCGCAGUCUCUGUCCAGCUACAACCCCUUCGAGGAUGAGGACGACACGGGGAGCACCGUCAGUGAGAAGGAGGACAUUAAGGCCAAAAAUGUGAGCAGCUAUGAGAAGACCCAGAGCUACCCCACUGACUGGUCGGAUGAUGAAUCUAACAACCCAUUCUCCUCCACGGAUGCCAAUGGGGACUCAAACCCAUUUGACGAGGACACCACCUCGGGGACGGAAGUGCGGGUCCGGGCCCUUUAUGACUACGAAGGGCAGGAGCAUGAUGAGCUGAGCUUCAAGGCUGGAGACGAGCUGACCAAGAUAGAGGACGAGGAUGAGCAGGGCUGGUGCAAGGGACGCUUGGACAACGGGCAGGUCGGCCUGUACCCAGCGAAUUACGUCGAGGCGAUCCAGUGACGGGCCAGCCGGCUGGCUGGCGGAGGAUGGAGGCAGGGGCCCCAGGAGCUCCGUUGGCCAUCGGCCCCGGGCAGCGGCACUCCGGUAGCAGCCGGCCGUGCGAGCGUCCGCUCCUUUUCCUGCAAAACCUGAUGGCUCCGUUGCCCUUGGCUUCAUGGUGUCUCUCAGAGGCAGACGAGCUGGGUCAUUUCACCUGGGACUCGGCACCUUUCCACACGUGGUGUAGCCGGAGAGGUCUGAGCGCAGGAAAACAGUACAACAGAACUCGCCCCAUUCCCCCGUCCUGCUCACUGUGCGUGUCGGCUUAUCAUGGAUCUGUCUGUUCUUGACCUUGCUUUUCCUCCUCUCCUGAGUCAUGGUGGGUUCCACUGAUUCUUGUUCCACUGAUUACUUCCUCUGACGAGUCCCAUCACCCGCAACGUAAAUGAACAAACUUACAUGCCAUUUUCUGAGUGAAGACUUUGAGGUUUUUAAUUUAAAGGCUGUGUACAGUUAUACUUUUUUAUAUACCUGUUCUUCCAUUCACUGAUACUUAAAUUAUGGCACAGAGUGAUACACACCAGUCUCGAGGCAGCCCCUGUCUCUGUGCUGCACUGUCAACCAGCCGGGCUGCGCUGGGGGCAAGUCGCAAGGCCGGGGCUUAGUGAGACGGGUGGUGUUUGAGGCUAGAGGUUGCAGUGGAAAGGUGGGGACACGCUCGGCUGGGUAUCUGUCGUGAAUGCCCUCCGCACUGGAGGCAUCCGCCGUGAGUUCCGGAAACAACCUUAUGUAGUACUCCAAAUGUCCCCAUAUUUAAAAACUUAUUUUCGUUCUGCUUGCGUUCCAAACUUCAUACUUGCAAAUUAACAAUUUUAUCAGUGAUUUGGAAGGUUCAAAAGUAAGACUAACUUCUGAAGCACAUGCGUCUAUAGGUUAAGAUGCUUUAUAUUAGACGGUCACGUCUCGGUGUAUAUCUGUAUAUAUUAUUUGAUAUGCAGAGAAUCUAAAGAGUUCGUCUACUGUUUGAGAUUUAAUGGUUUCUGACAGAGGGUUUCAUUUGUAAACUGCUUGAAGACUGUGACAUUCGGGCACAGGCCUGGCUGGGCCAGCUCGGGGCUGGGGGCGUGCGGGCCUGGGCCUGUGUGCCGUGGAGGCGGCUGUGGGGAGGCCUGUCUUGGCCAGCCAGCUCUGGGCCCCCCUCCAAACCAGCCUCAGUCCUUUCCGUAGCAGAACACUGUAAAACCUCCCGUGUCUUUCCAGCAGCUGAGGGACACAGGGCUCCACUCCUCUCUGUUGCUCAUGAGCACACGAAAGCUGGGUCUCACCCUGAGCACAGGGGUCUCUUCUGAGUGGCCUUGGUCAUCGGGAGCAGAUGUGCUGGGGCAGGAGUGACACUGUAAUCACAGGGCAGGGGGUUAGGGGGGAGGGAAGGCGGGAAAACCUUUAUUUUGUGUAACCCAGACAUGGGGGAAAUGGCCGCUGCCAUCACAAGCUAUGCAUUUUCUCAGUGUUUCCAGCGAGCUUGAUGUCUUGCUUGGAAAGUGGAUGUGUGUCUGUGUUUGUCAUGACAACUUACCAGCAGAAAUCCUCAUUCCUUUGCUACAGAUUUACCAAAAAUUGUCAAGUCUUUUCAGUUAGGAGUUUCUUUAAAUGUAUAGUAUUUUAGAAAAAAAGAAUCAAUAAACAGUUGAUCUCGUG